AUGACGUGUUUCCAUCAACACCUAGUUAAAAGGCUGGACGGUCGCUGCCGCCGCCAGAUGAGUUCGCCAACCACGCGAAGGCAGCUCCACGAGAGAAUCGAUACGAGAUGGGGGAGCAACCCGUCGCUCCGCCGGUUACAGAACCAGCAACGCAAGAGGCCGUGGGCAGUGUGUGUCCCAGUGUAUCACUCCCCGCAUGCCCGAAUCAGCGGCGCGCCGCAGGUCAUCAGGCCAGACGGGGAGUUGAGCGCGUGCUAG
This is a messenger RNA of Colletotrichum destructivum, 258 nucleotides long. RefSeq lists its product as uncharacterized. Lineage: Eukaryota; Fungi; Ascomycota; Sordariomycetes; Glomerellales; Glomerellaceae. Bases 1 to 258 code for a protein of 85 amino acids. The record is from RefSeq and is a predicted model, not a curated record. The transcript has a single exon.